Molecule: messenger RNA, 11688 nt
Organism: Coregonus sp. 'balchen'
Lineage: Eukaryota; Metazoa; Chordata; Actinopteri; Salmoniformes; Salmonidae
Source: the annotation of a GenBank genome assembly
AUGAACGCGAGUAUUAAAACGGGUUACAUGCCCACGACCCAAUGAUGUGUAUAUAAAUUAAUGUUUAUAUAAAUAAUUUCUACCACCCCACUUUAAUGUGAGAUUCUUCCACAUUACUGAUUGGAAUGCUAUCCUAUACUCAACCUGUGAAACGGUUGUGGCUAAAUCAAAUCAAAUUGUAUUUGCCACAUGCGCCGAAUACAACAGGUGUAGACAUUACAGUGAAAUGCUUACUUACAAGCCCUUAACCAACAAUGCAGUUUUUUAAAGAAAAAUGCAUAAAUAAUAAACAGAGUAGCAGCAGCAUAAAAGAGGGGGAUGGGGUGGGGUGGGGUGGGGUGGGGUCCGGGUAACCUCCCGAGUGGCACAGUGGUCUAAGGCACUGCAUCGCAGUGCUAGCUGUGCCACUAGAGAUACUGGUUCGAAUCCAGGCUCUGUCGUAGCCGGCCGCGACCGGGAGACCCAUGGGGCGGCGCACAAUUGGCCCAGCGUCGUCCAAGGUAGGGGAGGGAAUGGCCGGCAGGGAAGUAGCUCAGUUGGUAGAGCAUGGCAUUUGCAACGCCAGGGUUGUGGGUUCGAUUCCCAAGGGGGGCCAGUAUGAAAAGUAAAAAAAUAAUGUAUGCACUCACUAAAUGUAAGUCGCUCUGGAUAAGAGUGUCUGCUAAAUGACUUAAAUGUAAUGUAAAUGUAGCCAUGAUUAGCUGUUCAGAAGUCUUAUGGCUUGGGGGUAGAAGCUGUUGAAAAUCCUUUUGGACCUAGACUUGGCGCUCCGGUACCGCUUGCUGUGCGGUACAAGAGAGAACAGUCUAUGACAAUUUUUAGGGCCUUCCUCUGACACCGCCUGGUAUAGAGGUCCUGGAUGGCAGGAAGCUUGGCCCCAGUGACGUACUGGGCCGUACGCACUACCCUCUGUAGUGCCUUGCGGUCGGAGGCCUAGCAGUUGCCAUACCAGGCGGUGAUGCAACCAGUCAGGAUGCUCUCGAUGGUGCAGCUGUAUAACGUUUUGAGGAUCUUGAGGACCCAUGCCAAAUCUUUUCAGUCUCCUGAGGGGGAAUAGGUUUUGUCAUGCCCUCUUCACGACUGUCUUGGUGUGUUUGGACCAUGAUAGUUUGUUGGUGAUGUGGACACCAAGGAACUUGAAUCUCUCAACCUGUUCCACUACAGCCCCGUCGAAGAGAAUGGGGGCGUGCUCAGUCCUCUUUUUUUUCCUGUAGUCCACAAUCAUCUCCUUUGUCUUGAUCACCUUGAGGGAGAGGUUGUUAUCCUGGCACCACACGGCCAGGUCUCUGACCUCCCUAUAGGCUGUCUCAGAACCACUGUUGUGUCGUCGGCAAACUUAAUGAUGGUGUUGGAGUCGUGCCUGGCCAUGCAGUCAUGGGUGAACAGGGAGUACAGGAGGGGACUGAGCACGCACCCCUGAGGGGCCCCCGUGUUGAGGAUCAGCGUGGCAGACGUGUUGUUACCUACCCUUAACACCUGGGGGCGGCCCGUCAGGAAGUCCAGGAUCCAGUUGCAGAGGGAGGUGUUUAGUCCCAGGAUCCUUAGCUUAGUGAUGAGCUUUGAGGGCACUAUGGUGUUGAACGCUGAGCUGUAGUCAAUUAAUAGCAUUCUCACGUAGGUGUUCCUCUUGUCCAGGUGGGAAAGGACAGUGUGGAGUGCAAUAGAGAUUGCAUCAUCUGUGGCUCUGUUGGGGCGGUAUGCAAAUUGGAGUGCGUCUAGGGUUUCUGGGAUAAUGGUGUUGAUGUGAGCCUGGGCAGUUCGUGGCUGUGCUUCCCUUUGUAGUCUGUAAUAGUUUUCAAGCCCUGCCACAUCCGACGAGUGUCAGAGCCGGUGUAGUACGAAUCAAUCUUAGUCCUGUAUUGACUGUUUGAUGGUUCGUCGGAGGGCAUAGCGGGAUUUCUUAUAAGCUUCCGGGUUAGAGUCCCGCUCCUUGAAAGUGGCAGCUCUACCCUUUAGCUCAGUGCGGAUGUUGCCUGUAAUCCAUGGCUUCUGGUUGGGGUAUGUAUGUACGGUCACUGUGGGGAUUACAUCAUCAAUGCACUUAUUGAUGAAGCCAGUAACAAAUGUGGUGUACUCCUCAAUGCUAUCUGAAGAAUCCCGGAACAUAUUCCGGUCUGUGCUAGCAAAACAGUCCUGUAGCUUAGCAUCUCAUCUGACCACUUUUUUUAAUUAACCGAGUCACUGGUGCUUCCUGCUUUAGUUUUAGCUUAUAAGCAGGAAUCAGGAGGAUAGAGUUAUGGUCAGAUUUGCCAAAUGGAGGGCGAAGGAGAGCUUUGUAUGUGUCUCUGUGUGUGGAGUAAAGGUGGUCUAGAGUUUUUUUUUUCCUCUGGUUGCACAUUUAACAUGCUGGUAGAAAUUAGGUAAAACGGAUUUAAGUUUCCCUGCAUUAAAGUCCCUGGCCACUAGGAGCGCUGCCUCUGGAUGAGCAUUCUCCUGUUUACUUAUGGCCUUAUACAGCUCAUUGAGUGCAAUCUUAGUUCCAGCAUCUGUUUGUGGUGGUAGAUAGACAGCUACGAAAAAUAUAGAUAAACUCUCUUGGAAAAUAGUGUGGUCUACAACUUAUCAUGAGUUACUCUACCUCCAGCGAGCAAAACCUUGAGACUUCCUUAGUGUUAGAUUUUAUGCACCAGCUGUUGUUUACAAAUAUACACAGACCGCCACACCUUGUCUUACCGGAGUCAGCCGUUCUAUCCUGCCGAUGUAGCGUAUAUCCCGCCAGCUGUAUGUUAUCAAUGUCAUCGUUCAGCCACGACUCGGUGAAACACAAGAUAUUACAGGAAAUGGAAAUGCACAUAAGAAUAAGUGACAACCAAUCCAAUGUCUCUCCAAUUCUCCUGCACAGCUGUCGGCAUAUGGAGCCGACCUGUCCUCAGAGGCAUGCAGGGAGCUGGGCUUUUCCAGCAACCUCCUGUGCAGCUCCUGUGACCUGCUGGGGGAGUUCAGCCUGAGUUCGAUCCAGCCUGUCUGCAGACAGUGCUGCCAGCAGGAGGCCCAUAUGGAGUCCAGGAAGGUAAGACAUUAGGCUGCAUUUAGACUAUCUAUGGGUGUAUCAAUUGUCCUCGUUGUCUCUGUCCAUUCAUCUGCACUUAUUGGAAAAUACUUUUCAGGUGAAAAUAAUGUGCUGGAAGCUCAUCAAUAGGCUGAGUUUCACCCGGUCAGUCCUACUCGGACCAGUGCCAAUGAGAGGCGAGGAGAGGAUGUAGUGAGCUGUAUAAGCAAGGAUCGACUCAUGGGAUCAGCUACAGUGCCUUCAGAAAGUAUUCAAACCCCUUGACUUUUUCCACAUUUAGUUGUGUUGCAAUGUGGGAUUAAAAUAGAUUUAGUUGUCAUUUUUUGGUCAACGAUCUACACAAAAUACUCUGUCAAAGUGAAAAAUGUGAUAAAAAAAACAAACAAAAAACGAAUAUCUUGAUUACAUUCAACCCCCUGAGUCAAUACAUGUUCGAAUCACUUUUGGCAGUGAUUACAGCUUUGAGUAAGUGGGUACGUCUAUAAGAGCUUUCCACACCUGGAUUGUGCAACAUUUGCCCAUUAUUAUUUUCACAUUUUUCAAGCUCUGUCAAAUUGGUUGUUGAUCAUUGCUAAACAACCAUUUUCAAGUCUUGUCAUAGAUUUUCAAGCAGAUUUAAGUAAAAACUGUAACUCGGAACGUUCACUGUCUUCUUGGUAAGCAACUCCAGUGUAGAUUUGGCCUUGUGUUUUAGGUUAUUGUCCUGCUGAAAGGUGAAUUCAUCUCCCAGUGUCUGGUGGAAAGCAGACUGAAGCAGGUUUUCCUCUAGGAUUUUGCCUGUGCUUAGCUGAAUUCAGUUAAUUUUUUAUCCUGAAGAACUCCCCAGUCCUUAACGAUUGCAACAUACCCAUAACAUGAUGCAGCCACCACUAUGCUUGAAAAUAUGGAGAGUGGUACUCAGUAAUGUAUUGGAUUUGCCCCAAACAUAACACAGUGAAUGUAUUCAGGACAAAAAGCGGAUUGCUUUGACAUUUCUUUGCGGUAUUACUUUAGUGCCUUGUUCUAAACAGGAUGCAUGUUUUGGAAUAUUUUUAUUCUGUACAGGCUUCCUUCUUUUCACUCUGUGAAUUAGGUUAGUAUUGUGGAGUAACUACAAUGUUGAUCCAUCCUCAGUUUUCUCCUAUCACAGCCAUUAAACUCUGUAACUGUUUUAAAGUCACCAUUGGCCUCAUGUUGAAAUACCUGAGCGGGUUCCUUCCUCUCCGGCAACUGAGUUAGGAAGGACGACUGUAUCUUUGUAGUGACUGGGUGUAUUGGUACACCAUCCAAAGUCUAAUAACUUCACCAUGCUCAAAGGGAUAUUCAAUGUCUGCUUUUUUAUUUUUACCCAUCUACCAAUAGGUGCCCUUCUUUGCGAGACAUUGGAAAACCUCCCUGGUCUUUGUGGUUGAAUCUGUGUUUGAUAUUUACUGCUCGACUGAGGGACCUUACAGAUAAUUGUACGUGUGGGGUACAGAGAUUAUGUAGUCAUUCAAAAACACUAUUAUUGCACACAGAGUCCAUGCAACUUAUUAUGUGAAUUGUUAAGCAAAUAUUUACUGCAGAACUGUAGGCUUGCCAUAACAAAGGGGUUGAAUACUUAUUGACUCAAGACAUUUCAGCUUUUCUUUUUUUAAAUUAAUUUGUAAAAAUUUAGAAAAAUAUAAUUUUAUUUAAACAUUAUGGGGUAUUAUGUGUGACCAAACACCUCAAUUUAAUUCAUUUUAAAUUCAGGCUGUAACACAACAAAAUGUGGAAAAAGUCAAGGGGUGUGAAUACUUUCUGAAAGCACUGUAUAUCAGCACAUACCCGGCUCCACAAGGGGGCAAAAGGGGGCUUAGUUGAAACUUGUGCCCCCUCAGUUUUAAUUUUAUGUCCCUGUAUAAAAAUAGCAAAAAAGUUGAAAUGAUUGAGUGACAGCUUGGCGCAAAAUCUGUAUCCUAUGCUCUGUCAGCACAAUAGACAGAGCGCGCCACAAUGUGUGUAGGGGGGCUAUGGAAAGCCACUCAGGCACAGAGUUUCCGUUAGCCGGUAACUUUUGGCCAAUAAAUUGUAGCCGGCCAAAUUGUCCGGGGCUGCCCUGCUGCUGAGGAGCGUGAGAGAGGAGCCUUGGCCUAGGCUACUGUUGAUUGCAAAGAUGGAGGCCUUUUUCAUUGAAGUAAAACAAAUGUUAGUAUGCCUAAAGUGAAAAGCCUACAAGGCAGGGCUCCAGACUGCAACCAUUUAGUCCCAUUUUGCAACCUUUUGACACCUGCCUGUGGGAGUAACAUUUUUAAUUGGUUGCAUCUGUGUGGGCUGUACAUUCAUUCACCUCACUAAAAACGGCCUAUUUAGUUUUUUUAGGAGACUAAAACCAUGAUUUAGUCGAAUAGUAAAGUACUUUAUCCUCAUGAUUCCUGUAAUGAAAGUGUCUGCUUGCCAUGUACCUGUUUCGCCGGCGCCUACUGCUGUGCCGAGCGAGUCACACUCUCUCCUUUCCCAGGGGGUAAAAAUGCUCCGGAAGAAAGAAAAGGGUUAUGAUUGUAUAACAUUUUAAAAUCCAAUUGCUGGGAAACACAGCUAUCCUGUUGUCAUAGCUGGAGAGGAUGCUCUCAGCUUUCUGUAGGUUUACUUUCUGUUUCUCAACUCUGUUAUGAGCUCAAUAGCAAAUGUACUGUUCGAUUAAUACAUUGCUACUAUGUGUGGGUAUUAUCUUUAGUUAGUGAUCUACAGUGCAUUUGGAAAGUAUAGUACCACCUGAGAUUCAGUUAUAUGGAUUUUUGUCCAUAUUGCUCAGCCCUUGUUAUUAUUAUUAGAUCGCUGUAGAGUCUGAUUGCUGGGAAGAUGAUCAUCUUUGGGUCUCUUCACCAUUAUCAGCUGUCCAAUGGAGGUUCCUCAGAGGAGGAAGGGAAGAGCCAUCCACUGAAUUUCAUAAAAAUAGUGAAACAUUAAAGUUAUCCUUUUUAGAUAAAACUAUACUAAAUAUAUUCACUACACCAAAUAAUUGAUUUAAACACACUGUUUUGCAUUGAAGUUCUACAGUAGCCUCCGUAGCACUCUGUAGGGUAUCACCAUGGUGUAGCCGGAGGACAGCUAGCUUCUGUCCUCCUUUGGGUACAUUGACUCUAAUACAAAACCUAGGAGGCUCAUGGUUCUCACCCCCUUCCUUAGACUUACACAAUAAUUAUGACAACUUCCGGAGGAUGUUCUCCAACCUCAGAGCUCUUGCAGCAUGAACUGACAUGUUGUCCACCCAAUCAAAGGAUCAGAUAAGGAAUCUAGUAUUGAAAGCAUAAGCUACAGCUAGCUAGCACUGCAUAAAAUGUGUUGAGUAGUUGACUCAGAGAGACAAUAGUUGAAAAGUUUUGAACAAAUUAAUUGAGAUUUUUUUUUACUUUCGCUAGUGAAUGCAGCUAGCUAGUUUAGCCUACUCAAUCACCCAGAUCAGACAGAGAGGAAUGCUAGCUGGCUAUGGCCAUCCAACACUGGAACUCUUCCAAGUCAUGGUAAGCUUUUGGUUGUAUUAAUUUAUUGCCACCGUUGCCUGCCGGUUUAACAUGCUGACCACACCGGCCGCGUUAUUCAACGAGCAUCUGUGUAGCCAGGCGGUAAAAUAGAACUUGGUUCUAUUUUAGAAGCUUGACACGCUGAAAGUCCUACCUCUCCCAUCUCAUUCGUUUUUAGGAGCAUAUACCCACGUGGGUGAUUGAAAGAUGAACGAGGUCCACACUCUAGCUAGCUAAAUGUCCAUGCCCGGUGUAGUCAGCAUCUAAGUGCUAAACAGCUUUCUGACUGUACACUGUACUGCAUGAUUGUAGUUGGUUUACUAACGCGUUAGUUCUAGUAUGUUGACUACGACAUGACAACGAUGUAGGCUGUGUGUAGCAGUUAGCGGUCAUGAUAUAAAGGUUUGGCUUGGAAAGUAGUUUUUGCCUGGUAUCUCAUUAACAAUUUGACAAGCACUUAAUAAUGCCUCAAAUUUCACAACGGCAUCCCUUUUGUGUGGCCGUAAAUCCAUGCCUUUUGCGGCCAGUGGCCGUUGUGCCCUUGUGCUGAAUAUAAUAAUUAUAAUUCCCUUCUCCCGGCUGCGUGCUCCGAAGCACCUCUCACUCACAUGGCUCUCUCAGAUAUCUCAAUUCUUAUUAGCCAAUGCCCGUCACGGGCUACAAGUGAAGACGGACACAUCGGAGACGCAACUGCGCGCGUCCAUAUCGAAUUUCGAGGCGCAUAUUGAAGAUGUUGGAAGAACUGUCCACAUUUACUAUUUGUUGUGACUUGACUUUCAUUAAUAUGAUGACUGUUAUUUAUCGAAUCAACUAUGUUUAAUUGUUACUCCAUUUUAAAUGAAUCAUGUAACAAUUAACUCAUUAGGAUUUGGGGCACCACGGAAUAAGUUGUUUAUAGAGUUACCAUCUCCCGAAAUAAACUCUAAAAGGUCUUUACCUAUCAAUAUGUAUAAAACAGUCAACGUAUCAAUCAUUACCUCUUAUCAGUCUCAUUCUGAACGGUCGUAGACUUCUUGGAUCUGCACGAACCCCAGCUUUACUUAGGAUUCAGUACUACCCAAAUUGAUUCAAUUAUUUAUUUACUAGCUAACUAAAUAAUAACACAGAAUACAUACGCUUAAUACAUGAGGAAAAAGUCCCUAGCGGACUAACAGCAUGACUGCUUGGAGACAAAGACAAAGAGAGUCAACUUAUCGUUGAUACAUUUGGAAGCUACCCUCAAAGUAAUCAUAAUACUUUGCUCACGAACCACCGCCCGUUCGGAGUAAGAAAACAAUGAAUGUAUUUACGUGUUUGCCGCUCGUCUAUCUCUGUUGACCCAAGCCCUCUUGGAAAGGUUUUGAUUGGGUCUUCACUCAGAUCACUUGUAAGGCUCUGGGAAAACACCAUUAUCACAAGUGACCACACAUGCGAUUUAUGCAUGUAAUGCUUUUAUUAUAAAGGUGCAUUUUUUUGUGUGAAAAUGAUCUUCCCCAAACUUGAAACUGACGCACUGCGUAUAUGCCAGUUAGGCUCUACACCCGUUGUAAAGCGGCUUAAUGUGCUUCAUUUUAAGAAGGUAUUUGGCCACUUUAGUUGUGAUACAAACCUUACCAAAACAUAUAGGCUACAUGAGAUGUGUGACUAUGAUUUGAAAAAGUCAGUGGGAAAAAAGGCAUGCACUGUUUCUUGCCUUACUGCACAAAAGCUGGGCAUCAUAUCAAGUGAUAAUAUAUCAUUCACAAGUGAUGGGCUAAUAUUGUCACCCUUCAGACUAUUCUUGAUUUAAUAUUGUCUUUACAUACUAAAUAAUAUAUACAGUACCAGUCAAAAGUUUGGACACACCUACUCAUUCAAGGGUUUUUCUUUAUUUUUACUAUUUUCUACAUUGUAGAAUAUAAGUGAAGACAUCAAAACGAUGAAAUAACACAUGGAAUCAUGUAGUAACCAAAAAAAGUGUUAAACAAAUCAAAAUAUUUUAUAUUUGAGGUUCUUCAAAUAGACACCCUUUGCCUUGACAGCUUUGCACUUGUUGGCUGCUUUUCCUUCACUCUGCCGUCCGACUCAUCCCAAACCAUCUCAAUUUGGUUGAGGUCGGGGGAUUGUGGAGGCCAGGUCAUCUGAUGCAGCACUCCAUCACUCUCCUUCUUAGUCAAAUAGCCCUUACACAGCCUGGAGGUGUGUUGGGUCAUUGUCCUGUUGAAAAAUAAAUGAUGGUCCCACUAAGCCCAAACCAGAUGGGAUGGCGUUUCGCUGCAGAAUGCUGUGGUAGCCAUGCUGGUUAAGUGUGCCUUGAAUUCUAAAUCAAUCACAGUGUCACCAGCAAAGCACCCCCACACCAUAACACCUCCAACUCCAUGCUUUAUGGUGGGAACUACACAUGCCUAAAUCAUCCGUUCACCCACACCACGUCUCACAAAGACACGGCGGUUGGAACCAAACAUUUCCAAUUUGGUCUCCAGACCAAAGGACAAAUUUCCACCGGUCUAAUGUCCAUUGCUCGUGUUUCUUGGCCCAAGCAUGUCUCUUCUUAUUAUUGAUGUCCUUUAGUAGUGGUUUCUAUGCAGCAAUUCGACCACGAAGGCCUGAUUUAUGCAGUCUCCUCUGAACAGUUGAUGUUGAGAUGUCUGUUACUUGAACUCUGUGAAGCAUUUAUUUGGGCUGCAAUUUCUGAGGCUGGUAACUCUAAUAAACAUAUCCUCUGCAGCAGAGGUAACUCUGGGUUUUCCAUUCCUGUGGUGGUCCUUAUGACAGCCAGUUUCAUCAUAGCGCUUGAUGGUUUUUGCGACUGCACUUGAAGAAACUUUCAAAGUUUUUGAAAUGUUCCGUAUUGACUGACCUUCAUGUCUUAAAGUAAUGAUGGACUGUCAUUUCUUUUUGCUUAUUUGAGCUGUUCUUGCCAUAAAAUGGACUUGGUCUUUUACCAAAUAGGGCUAUCUUCUGUAUACCUUGUCACAACUCAACUGAUUGGCUCAAACGCAUUAAGAAGGAAAGAAAUUCCACAAAUUAACUUUUAAGAAGGCACACCUGUUAAUUGAAAUGCAUUCCAGGUGACUACCUCAUGAAGCUGGUUGAGAGAAUGCCAAGCGAAUGCAAAGCUGUCAUCAAGGCAAAGGGUGGCUAUUUGAAUAUUCUGAAAUAUAAAAUAUAUUUUGAUUUAACAUGUUUUUGGUUACUACAUGAUUCCAUAUGUGUUAUUUCAUUGUUUUGAUGUCUUCACUAUUAUUCUACAAUGUAAAAAUAAAGAAAAACCCUUGAAUUAGGUGUGUCCAAACUUUUGACUGGUAGCGUAUGUAGAAAUCUAAAACAUUUUUUGUAUCAUUUUUGCUUUUUAUAAUAAACUUAUUUUACAGGGUUAAAUAUUCGUUUCUAGGGCACAUGUGAUUCAAAAGUAGCUAGAAAUGUAUAUAGGCCCUAUAUAGGCUAUAUCUCAAUCAAUUAAAAAUCAUAUUUUCUGGUGCUCCUACAUUUUAUGUUGUGCUUCUAACUUUUAUAAGUUGGGAGCACCAGUUCUACCAAUGGAAAAUGUUAAUUUAGAGCCCUGUCUGUAUCCAAGCCUUUGUCGAUGUGCACCCAUAAUCAACAAAACUGUGACUUCCUUCCAUGCAGUGUGUUGUAAGAAAAUGUGCUGUCCUGGCUUAGGGGAAAGGAAGCUUGCUGGUGUAAUUUAAUUUGUGUUCCCAGUAACAGCGUGCCUGUGAAAUACUGCUGUGACACUCCAAUUUCCGCUAAGUUAUUGUGUAUUGGUGUGGAGCUUUGAUUACCAACGGGCCACAAAGCUGCCAUCCGUCAGAACCCUUUCCAUAUGCGGAGGCUCACAGUUUAAUGACCCUGAAGAACAGCCUGUCUACCACGUUUAUGAAUCAGACUGCCCAGAAUCACAUUAUGCCAACUCACCGCCAGGAGCUUCUCUGUGGGUGGGCAUCAGUGUGUAAAAAUUAAUAGUCAGGAAGGAUGUUGGCUUGUUCUGAAUUAUUUGUUGGCCAAAGGAUUGUGAAGAUAAGUCUCAGUAUUGGUUUAGAACAAAGGUGCACAACUCCAAUUCUCGAGGGCCGUAGUCCUGCUGUUUUUCAUUUCUCCCUGGGAAUUAAUGAAUUAAUGAAUGUCAUUUAAACAUACUUGAUUAUGGCGUGGUAACUAGCAAUCACCAGUCAGUCAAAGGCAGGAGGAGAACCAGCUUGUGGCCCUUGAGGUCUGGAGUUGUUUUGCUGGUUUUAGUGAUGAGCCGAUGUAUUAGUCAAUUAGAAUUUAUUGAUGUGGGCAUCAGUGAGCUGAGCUCCCAGGGCUUAGGCUACCCCCAGUAGAACAAUGUGGACAUCCUGAGCCGCAUCCUGACAAUCUGCUUUUACAGUACACUGCAGGACUUAACGCAGUACUUUCCCUAUCCACAGCUCUACCCUGGGGCCAUCCUGGAAGUGUGUGGAUGAAAAUUGGGGAGGUUCCCUCAAGUCCAAGGUGAGUUGUCAAUAUGUUGUUGUUGGACCACCCAUCUUGUAAAGCUCAUUGGUGUCAGUUUGCUAUGAAGGGGCUGUUAUUGUAUCCUGCCUCUGUGUGGGGUUGAGCCUCAGCCCUGUGCCUUAUGGUACUGUUUGUGUUUGGGACAGCUGUACGCUGGCAUUCACAACUGUGGUCCGUUUAACUUGAUUACCGAAAAUGUUUUCCAACGGUUUCUGUUUACAAGCUUUGUUAAAAAAAUUGAACUAUCCAUCAAUUGAUUAAUUCAUUAGACCUUCGAUAUUGAGUUGACCUUGUUUUGUGUCCACAGCUUUUGUCAGGUCUGACAAGCCGAAGAUGUUCAAGGGUCUUCAAAUUAAGGUACAAAUGAAUUGUAGAUGCUCUUGCCUGUUGCGUACAAUGAAUUAGUUGAGUUAAAUACUAUAAAGAAGUGGUUGUUUCUCUGACAGCUUUUAUACAACUUUGGAAUGAAAAUAACCACAUUCUUGAACAUAAUCUCCUGUCAUUAUGGAAAAGCAGGAAUCCUAUGCCACCCAUAAAGUUUCAAUAUUACACUGUAUAAUCUUAUAGGCUAUGUUGAAUUGGUAAACCUUGCUUGGCUGUAGUCCUGAUAGUCCUCUGUGUGCUUGGUUUCAGUAUGUGAGAGGCGCAGACCCUAUACUAAAGCUGCUGGACGAUAACGGGAACAUUGCUGAAGAACUCAGCAUCCUCAAGUGGAACACGGAUAGCGUGGAAGAAUUCCUGAGCGAGAAGUUGGAAGUAUAUAAUACCGAUUUGUAG